AUGGUUACCCCACCUAGUUCAACAUCCGAUGUGCCCCCACCCCGGUCGUUCGAUGGCCACGACUGGCCCGUAGCCGCGCCACCUGGCCCAGGCCCAGUCGUGAGAGGAUCAGCCCCAGUCGCAACUGCUCUAGCGCAAAGCAACUCAUUCGGCAUUGACAACCUAGAACUGAUGCACCAAUUCGCAACAGAAACAUAUGCAAGUCUCUGUAUCAGCGACUCGGAGAGCAAAGUCUGGCAAACAGCCAUCCCCAGGCUGGCCCUCAAACACCCCUACUUAAUGAAUGGCAUCUUGGCACUAGCCUCAAUGCACAUCGCAACAACCUGCCUUGCACCAUAUGAAGCACAGCUCUAUCUUGACACAGGACUGCAGUACUACAACCGCAGCAUAACGCCAUUCCGCAACGCGAUUGACAGCAUCACACCACAAAACUGCAAUGCCGUCUUCGCGCAUUCGAUAGUGAUGAUUGCUGUCAGCAUUGCCUCGCCGCGACUGACCGCCACGAAGGACGAGAGUACUAGCAUCACGGAGAACAUUGUCGUUCUGUUUGAGCUAUUGCAAGGCGUGAAGAAGAUUCUGCAGGUCAGCAAGUCAUGGAUUAAUCUGCAACUGUUCUCGCAAGGCGAGUACUGGAAGACCACCCCUGUUGAAGUAGACCCUGAUACUGGGGCAGCGCUGGCACAUCUAGCUGCGCUCAACGACCUGGUUAUGAUCGGGAUUUACUCUGAACAGCACCGUAUUAAUAAGGAUGUUAUCACGCACUUGCGACAUUGUUAUGCCAAGUUUGCGCGCUCGCCGGAUCCGGCGCCUGUACUUGCUUGGUUGGGGGCUAUUCAAAAGGAUUUUGUGGAUAGUCUGAAAUGUCGGCAGCCGUUUUCAUUGCUCAUUCUUAUGUACUGGGGUGUGCUACUGAUGGAACUCGAUGGGAAGCGGUGGUGGGCACGGAAUGCAGGGAGAGCACUGGUCUGGGAGUUGUUCGAAGCUCUAAGAGAUGGGGAUCCGCGGUGGGAGGGCGCUCUUACUUGGGUGCAGGGAAAGCUACGGCUUUAA
Messenger RNA from Penicillium paradoxum, 1050 nucleotides. RefSeq lists its product as uncharacterized. The coding region runs from base 1 to 1050 and encodes 349 amino acids. Gene Ontology annotation, molecular function: DNA-binding transcription activator activity, RNA polymerase II-specific. The record is from RefSeq and is a predicted model, not a curated record. Gene Ontology annotation, biological process: regulation of transcription by RNA polymerase II. The transcript has a single exon. NCBI's taxonomy places the organism in Eukaryota, Fungi, Ascomycota, Eurotiomycetes, Eurotiales, Aspergillaceae.